CGAGUCCCUACUCUCUUCUCUGCGCGCCCUUAGGGCGAAAGACGGUUCUCCUGCGGUGAUCAAGGUAAACACGGACGAGAACGCUCAAGUCGCCUCUGUCACGCCUUUAGCGCCCCAUCCUGCAUAUGAGGCGAGCGCCCCCAUCUCUCAGAAUAUAUUCAAAGGCGACGAUGCAGACGAGAUGCCCUUUAUCCCUUAUGCCGACGAGCCUUCGUUCAACUGGGUUCAACACGUUAACCAAUAUGAAUCAUUUGCGUGGCAAAAUGACCCCCCGGAUCCCGACGACCAGGCCAUUAUCAUGGAGACUGCACAUCGUCUCAACAGAAUUCACGGGGUUCCCUUUGACGUCACUGAUGCAACGGGUGUGUUACCAGAGACCUUAAUAUCUACCUCCGGAAGAACAGGUCUUAUUUCCCGGUGUUUGAGACGUGACUUUGUGGAUUGGCCCGGAAACAGCAUCACCGACUGGAGUGUCUUUGCCACACUUUUCGUACCUGAUGAGAAGGACACGAGGGCCCGUGUCGAGAGUGCAGUUGGUAUCUUUUGCCCAAAUCUUAACUGUGUACAGCCGCUCUGCACCGUUCACUUAACCCAGAAUUCUUUGCCUGCACCUCGGAAACCAGCUAUUACUGUCGAAGAAAUACUCGCCGCAAUCAGCAAGGCGUGCAGCCUCGAGUGCUUCAUGCAGGAACCAUACACAGAUUUGAAUAUCAGGCCGGAUUGGGAUGACCAUGAGGUCGACGAUCUUCGCCUUUCUCUCGAGAUUCUUCCUGAUAGUACCCCUUGUGACCUGGCUCUCUUGUGCUUCAAACCUUGCAAAGAGGUCUUUCUCUGGUGGCGUUUUCUUUAUCCGAAGAAAGCCAAGGAUGAGACCACCAACGCCCCACACAAAGCCCUGUUUUACGUAGAUGGAGACGCAAGCCAGUUCACUCCGAACGAACCGUGUAAUCACAGUGGCCCAUGCACAGCGGAAACUGACUGUGCUUGUUAUCACAAUAGUGCACAUUGCCAGAGAAACUGUAGAUGCUCGUCGAGUUGCAAGCGACGUUGGCGAGGCUGCAGAUGCACUAAGCUACAGUGCAUGACUGAAAAAUGUACCUGUCGGGCUGAGUCUCGGGAGUGCGAUCCAGAGCUCUGUCUGCGGUGCGGGUGCAAGUAAAUGGACGGAGGAAAUUGCCGUAACUCGCAGAUCCAGCACGGACUAUGCAAGGAAAUCGAUGUUAAGGAAAGUCAAUGGGGACUAGGCGCGUUCCUCCGAGAACCCGCUAAAACCGGAGACCUUUUAUGCGAGUAUGUUGGCGAACUCAUCUAUGAGCCAACGUUUGAAUCCCGAGGCGACCUUGCCAACUACCGCGGACGGAGUUACGUGUACAGGCUCAACAGCUCAAUGUCAAUCGAUAGCUCGUUUGCGGGGAAUGUUUCACGCUAUAUCAAUCACGUCGAAGGCGUCGACCCUUCAGGAGCUGUCCGACGUGCAAACUGUAAAGCCUUUGUUCGUCUUGUUAACGGAGAUCACCGCAUCGGCAUCUUUGCUUUAGGAGAUAUUGAAGCGGGAAAAGAGCUUCUGCUAGAUUAUGGCAGCGAAUUCUUCACUGACAAGAAGCCUGACGAUUCCUAAAUUCUCAGGUUAAGUCGAUUACAGUAGGCUACGCACCACAACUCCUUGUAUGAUUCGGUCGAAAGUGUUUCGAUCUCAAAAUAUCACGUAGAG
This is a messenger RNA of Coniophora puteana RWD-64-598 SS2, 1711 nucleotides long. RefSeq lists its product as uncharacterized. The record is from RefSeq and is a predicted model, not a curated record. The transcript has 15 exons. Gene Ontology annotation, biological process: chromatin remodeling. Lineage: Eukaryota; Fungi; Basidiomycota; Agaricomycetes; Boletales; Coniophoraceae. Bases 182 to 1159 code for a protein of 325 amino acids. Gene Ontology annotation, molecular function: histone methyltransferase activity.